Messenger RNA from Phytomonas sp. Hart1, 1293 nucleotides. NCBI's taxonomy places the organism in Eukaryota, Euglenozoa, Kinetoplastea, Trypanosomatida, Trypanosomatidae. The record is from the annotation of a GenBank genome assembly.
AUGGAAGUUGCUGAGGCGAUGUUUUCGAUCCCAAAGCCAAUUUUUGUUUCGCAGCCCCAGCCGCCGGUACUGCCAUCUUCGGGAAUACUCGAACAACCUAUGUCUACCCCCUUCAUUAGGCCGACCUCAUUUCAGUCGGCGCAACUUUCGGUACCGAAAAUUGAAGCCCCGUCUCUAUCAACCCCUGCCGCGAUACCGGUGCCGGUUCUGUCGCCUGCCGCCCUCACUUCCACCCCAAUCCCACUUCCUUCUCCCACCACGGCCCCACCAAACGACAUUCCGUUAUUCCCUCCUACGGACCUGAGCUCGAUGCCAAGGCCCAAGUCCGAGGCGGAAGCCAUUCCAGGGACCUCUGGCCAUGCCGUGUUACCUGUGUUAGCGCCAACCUUGCCGACGAUCAGUCGUCUUCCUCUGUUUAGCGCGGAACGGCCUGAGACUUCGCCGCUCCAGGGAAUGGCCAUCCAUGCGCGUGAACAAGCUGGGGACACCGUGCAGGGGGAUCAAGCCAAAGGGCCUGCCACCAUGGCGAGCGGUGGGCCAAAUUACGGCGGGCGAGUGGGUCCGAUCUGCCCUGGCUACGUCAUGUUUGGUGGCGCCCAGUAUCUCAGCUUCUUUCCAUUUUCUGCAUGUAGUCGUAAGGGAAUGAAUAGAUUGAAUCCAAAGUUGGAAUCGAGUCGCGAAAAUACCAAUUACCUCGCGGAGUUGAAACGCAUUCAAUUCAUGUCCGAUCAGUUAAAGGUGGCGCGGCGUUUCCUACGGUUAAAGGGUGCUGAAGGGAAGGCUAUCAGGAGGACCGAUCAAGUCACUGUUGCGCCUCCACAAGACGAUAUCCAAGACACUUUGCCUUAUGAAAGCGAGAUUGCUUUGACACCCAUAGAUCUUGAGAAGGGAACGAUUUGGACACUGGCGUGGGCCGGAACCCCUUUACAACUCCAGGACGCCCUUAGGAAGCAGGAUCCCGAAAGCAACACCCUUGACGCACUUGGUUACGUGACUCUGGGUAGACAUCAAUGGGGGCUGAAGCGAAACAAAGAUGAGUAUGUCUUGGGUCUGGGGAUGAAGGCAACAGCUUUGCAGUUUGCAGUGGUUUCCGGGAGACUAGAUAACGUCAUUCUGCUUCUCUUUAAUGGUGCGGCUGACUGUUUUGUGCCGCAUCUGUUUGACAUUUUGCCAAAGCGAGUUUAUAAUCUACUCAAAAAUGCCUUGAAAAAGCACUCCAUUAAGAAGAAGCCUCCAGCCCCACUACAAGUCUCUAGCAUUCCUUUGCAGAACAAUUUUUCAGAAAAUACCUAG